UGUUGCACACUUGCGCACUGCGCGUAAAGGACACACACGUACCCAAACCCUCGCCGUGACUCGUUUCGCUCCUAGCAAGGGAAGAAACUUUUGUUUUGUCAAUGAAGUGGACUUUUAUACGCGCACUUCCCUUCGUUUCAACACCUACGGCUUGUCUUUGUACAGCGGUGACGGUAGAAUAUGUGUAAGAAGAGGCGGGCGUUCCUGUGGAAGUCUCCCACUGUUUUCUGCAGAUAAACAGCUUUUGGUGAUCUGUAAGAUGGAGCUGAGUGAAACGGGGAAUUAUAAAAGAGGAGCAGCGUUAUGUGAAGACCCCUCCAGAAUGAGUUGAUCAUCUCACGUGCCAUGAACAAAAAAUCAUCUGCGCUUUGGAGUUCAAACUGGACUUUAUUUGAAGGUCCUGCACUUGUACACCUACGAAGAAGUUCGCGAAUGCACUCGAUCAUCCUUCUUAUUUAAGAGAUUUUGCAUUUAAGUUCGAAUGCCCGCGAGUUUUGUACUUUUGUUAACAGUUGUGUUCUUUUAAGAGCGCAAAUCCACUAUUAUGACAGGCUUUGGCUCAUGGACCUUCUCCUAUCCAGAUGGAUCUAGCGCAGGUCUGCGUUCCUCCUUAAAGCGGCUUUUAAGGUGGCUUUGAUGCACGAAGGAUCCUCCAAACUCUCGCAAUGGCUCGAUCAAACACGGAAUAUGGUCACAUCUCCUGGCCCGAGCCCAUCUGAUCUCGUUCGUCACUGAUCUGUCAGGUUUAGCGCGAUCAUGGUCUCCCCCGGCUGCGCUCUGAUGGUUCUGAUGGUCACUCAGGUGUUCUUCGGAGGCUCCAGUGGACUCGUACCCCAGAUCGGCCGGUCCUCUCUGUCUCAGGAUGUCCUACACGCGUUUGAACUUCGACUCCUGAGCAUGUUUGGACUCAAACAGAGACCGAGUCCCAGCAGGUCUGCGGUGGUUCCGCAAUACAUGAUGGACUUGUACUCGAUGCACUCGGUGAACGCGGAGCAGAACAACAGCAACAGACCCAAGGGAUCCUUAGGGAAAGGCUCGGAAAGAUCCGCCAGCCGCGCGAAUACUAUCAGGAGCUUCCACCAUGAUGAAUCCAUGGAGGACCUGUCCAGUUUGAGCGGAAAGACGACUCAGCGUUUCCUCUUCAACCUGACCUCCAUCCCGGGCGAGGAGUUUGUGACGUCAGCGGAGCUGCGGAUUUUCCGAGAGCAGGUCGUGAGCAACGGAAGCGAGGGAUUUCACCGCAUUAACAUUCACGAGAUCAUCAAACCAUCCGGUUCCUUUCAGGAACCGAUCACCAGACUCCUGGACACCAGGCUGGUUCAGCACAGCUUGAGCAAAUGGGAGAGUUUCGACGUGAGCCCCGCCGUCACGAGGUGGACCGCGGACGGGCACCCCAACCACGGCUUGGUGGUGGAAAUAGUUCACCCGGACCGCGCGGAAGAGGACUCCAAAAGACACGUUCGCGUCAGUAGGUCCCUACAUGACAGAGAGGACACGUGGCCCCAAAUGAGGCCGCUGUUGGUGACCUACAGCCACGACGGGAAGGGAAACGUGCUGCACUCUCGCGAGAAGAGGCAGGUGCGGACAAACAAACAGCGGAAGAAGCAAAAAGCCAACUGUAGGAGACAUUCCCUCUAUGUGGACUUCAGCGACGUGGGGUGGAACGACUGGAUAGUCGCCCCGCCGGGCUACCAUGCCUUUUACUGCCAGGGCGAGUGCCCGUUUCCACUGGCGGACCACCUGAACUCCACCAACCACGCUAUUGUGCAGACACUGGUGAACUCCGUGAACAGCAACAUUCCCCGGGCCUGCUGCGUUCCCACGGACUUGAGCCCGGUUUCUCUGCUCUAUCUGGACGAAUACGAGCGGGUGAUCUUAAAAAACUACCAGGACAUGGUCGUGGAGGGCUGCGGAUGCCGCUGACGCCCGGACGCCUACAGACACUUUAUUUUUCCCAAUACUAAACUUUAUUUAUAAUAAAGUAAACACAUAUUUUGGAGAAGUAUAUAAAGAUAUAUUUAUGUUCACUAUUGGGAAAAUAAAUAUUUUAAUCAGAGUUAAACGAACAUUUUCUGAUGUACAUUUCGCGUAUGAAGUAUUCGUAUUUUGUAUUUAUUUCUACCGCAGUCAUUCUUAUUGAAUAGUUGGUGACACUUUACAAUCCCAUUACGCUCUUAAAAAUAAAGGUUCCAAAAGCGGUUUCUGCAGUGAUGCCACUGAACAACCAUUUUUGGUUCCCCAAAGAACCUUUCAGUGAACGGUUCUUAAAAGAACCAGUUUGAAGAACAUUUUAAAAAUCGAAAGAAACUUUUUCUGCAUUUGAAAAGUUCCAUGGAUGUCGGAGGUUCUUCAUGGAACCAUCAAUGCCAAUAAAGAACCUUUAUUUUAAAGAGUGCAGUUAACAUUAGCCAAUGCAUAACUAACAAUGCAAAGCAAUACGUUCGUUCACCGUUAAUAAAAAUACUGUUCAUGUUAGCUUAGGUCCAUUAAAUAAUGGUAACAUAGAACUUUAUUUUAAUAAUGCAUUAGUAAAUAUUAUAAGAUUAAUAAAUGACGAAUCAAAAAGUUUUGCAUUGUUAGUUCAUAUUAACAAAUGUGACACUGGACCACAAAAACCAGUCAUAAGGGUCAGUAUUUUGAAACUGAUAUUUAUACAUCAUCUAAAAGCGGAAUAAAGAAGCUUUCCAUUGAUGUAUGGAUUGUCAGGAUGGGACAAUGUUUGUUCGAGAUGCAACUAUUUCAAAAUCUGGAAUCUGAGGGUGCAAAAAAAUCACCUUUAAAGUUGUCAAAAUGUUGUUAGCAAUGCAUUUUACUAAUCAAAAAUUAAAUUUUGAUAUAUUUACAGUAGGAAAUUUACAAAAUAUCUUAAUGGAACAUGAUCUUUACUUAAUAUCCUAAUGAUUUUUGGCAUAAAAGAAACCCAUAUAAUGUAUAUUUGGCUAUUGCUACAAAUAUACCUGUGCUACUUAAGACUGGUUUUGUGGUCCACGGUUACAGAUGGAACUUUAUUGUAAAGUGUUGCCACAUUUUUAAUGCAUAAACAAAGAAAAUAGCUUCUUCAUGGAAAAAUCUUUAUUUAUGCAAUGCAAAAUGCAAAAGGUACUGGCCUUGGUGGAAAAGCAUUAAUUCAGUAAUGCAUUAAAUGCAUUAAAAUAUAUUGCAAAGCACUUACCACUGAAAAUGCAUUGGCCAAAUUGAACCAAAUUCCAUCAAUUGAUCUGUAAUUCGCAGUGCAGUCGGAGCCAGUGUUUUAGAGAUGCGGCAGUAAACGUGAAUGCACUUAUUUCAGACCAAUGUGACAGGUAGUUGACACUGAAUGCUCAGGAAAUUAGCCGGUGUGAGUUUAGUCCCACAGUAUGAGCUCUUGAAAUCGACCUAUUGCCUGGAGACAAUGACUAUUGUGUUUCUUCACACGGGUCCUUAUGCGCUGGUUGCGUAAAGGUGGCUUCCUCCAGCUUUAUAUUGAAGUCUCGCUAAUUAAGAGCCAUUCACUACAUGGUGCUCUAAAGUCAAAGCUGGGAAGUGUUUAAUUAGAGGGAUGUUGUUUAAAACGUGAGGAUUGCCAUGUAAUUAAGUUGCUCAAAAUAAAGAGUGCAGCAUGCAAAAUGUAUACGCUGACAGAAACAAAUAUAGCAUGACGUUCUUUUAAAGCUUAGGACGUCGAAGGUCAGAAACAAACGCAGUUUGAACCAUAAACAUGCUAGAGCUGCAAGCUCUAGGCUCCGGUUCAAAAUCAGAUGCAUUUCUGCAAACGUGACUAGAUAUGACUCUUAUCUAGAUUUUUAUAUGCAAUUUUAAAACUGAAGGAUAUUCAGAUUACGUGCCCUUUAGCAACGUCUACUUAUCCCUUGUGAAUCAUUCUCCACGUCGGCCAUAGAAAAUACAGUCUGUGAAGAAGCAGAGCUUUUAUUGGGUUGUCUUGAGGUUAAACAUACGUCAAAGGAAUCACAACUUGACUUUCUUAUGGAUCAUAAAGCAAGACUGUGGGAAGUACGGCUUUCCUCUCACAGGCAGGUUUCUCUGAAAUGUAACGUGUUACGCACCGCUGGUAAAAAUGCCUUGAUGUCGAACUAUUUGAAAAUGGACAGUUUGAGUUCAUUAAGGGGUCGGUAACAGUAUGGCGCUGGGCUAUAGGGCAUAUGGACGCUUCAAAUGAGCAUGUAUGGUUUACAGAUGUUGGGAAGACACACCCUACCUAUCAAGAUGGUUACUGAGAGCAAUAUGCGCAUGCAGCGCUUCAGCUGCGCAGAUAAAACAAUGAAAACGUGCACGCGGAGGGUUUGAUUCUCAUGACAACGCGCAGAUGUUAUGAUGCACCGGAUUCCUGCGGCAUUCCUGAGAUAAGGUGGCCAACACAAUCGUCUUUAUGAUUCAUAAUUAGUGUCGAGAUUGCUUUAAUGACCGAGAUAAGAGCACGGAACGCAGAGAAUCGUCAUCUCUGAUGGCAGGAAUGGUGAUCAGCUGCUUCACAUGUGAUUCAGAGCCAAGUGCGUGGAGAAAUUUUACGUUGGCGUGUGCCAUGCCACAUUUUGACCUCGAUCUGAUGGGAAAAUGAUAAUGGUUUAUAAAGAAGCUUACAUAAACAGACAUUGACUUCUGGAUAGUAAUCAUACGUGGCUUUCAAAACAAGUUCUUACUGCUUGUCAUCAAACACUUCACUUGAAGCCUUCAUUUAUAAUGCACUAGAAAAAGUAUUUUUUUAAUGCAUUAAUUAUGACUUGUAAUGCAUCUUAUAAUAUAGUAAUAAUGUAUAUUGUUGCACCUUUAGAAAGUAUAACUGCAUAUAUUAUGCAUUUUAAAUUGGGUUACAAUUAUUUCUGAAAAUCUGAGUUUAUUUGCAAUUUGUUUAUCAUGUUUUUUAUUGUGUUAGUUAGUUGUUGUUUUUUUAGUUGUUUUUACUUAAUCAAAAUAACCCAACUGCAGUUUGAUUGAGAUUAAUUGAAAUCCACAAUGAAAAAACAUGAUUUUUAUCUGUUUUUGCAAAUAAACUCUUCAUAGUGCACAUUAUGAAUACUUUUCUAAUGCAUUAUACAUAAAGACUUCAAUUACAGUGUUACCAGAAUGAUUUGUGAUGAUUUUAUAAUACAUGUUCUUACUGCUUGCCAUCAAACUUUUCAGUAACAAGCCCUUAUAUAUGCAUAUAAUGCAUUAUAAAAGUAUUUUUAAUGCAUAAACCGUGCAUUGCAAUGCACCUCAUUGUAACCACAGUUAUAAUACAUAAAAUACUUUAUCUAAUCACUGUUACAGCUUUAGAAAGUGCAAUGCAUUAAAACAAAACAAACAUUUCUGAUGUAAAAAGGAA
Molecule: messenger RNA, 5302 nt
Organism: Labeo rohita (rohu)
Lineage: Eukaryota; Metazoa; Chordata; Actinopteri; Cypriniformes; Cyprinidae
Gene: bmp2a
Product: bone morphogenetic protein 2a
Exons: 2
Coding region: 757-1923 (388 amino acids)
Biological process (GO): BMP signaling pathway; SMAD protein signal transduction; negative regulation of transcription by RNA polymerase II
Cellular component (GO): extracellular region
Molecular function (GO): growth factor activity; BMP receptor binding; cytokine activity
Source: RefSeq, a predicted model, not a curated record